AUGUUCUCGUCAAUCUUGAACAAGUGUGUAAAACCAACUUUAUUCACUGGAACUAGAUCUCUCUUUGGCAACCAUGGUGUUAGACAAGCAAAUCAAACGUUUCUGUCCAUUAGAAACGAGAAUGAAUUAGCCAAUACGUUAAUUGCCAGUGGUAAGACUCCGAUAAUUUUAAAUUUCACCGUUCGUAACAACGCGAUAUGCGACAAAUUGACGGGAGCGUUGGAUCGUAUAGUGAUGUUCGAAACUGAUAAGAAAAUCAAUUCAGUCGACGUGGAGACAGAUUUUGCUGAAACUAUGGAUUUCCUGGUGAGAUUCACGGUUAAGGACAUACCAUCACUGGUAGCAGUCAGGAGAGGUUUCCCGGUAGAUUGGUAUGCGCCCGACGACUUGAGAACGAGAGAUGUUGAUUGGAUAAAUCUGAAGGAAUGGAUUGAAAGAAAUGCUGAUGAUCGAUAA
Molecule: messenger RNA, 456 nt
Organism: Zygosaccharomyces rouxii
Lineage: Eukaryota; Fungi; Ascomycota; Saccharomycetes; Saccharomycetales; Saccharomycetaceae
Exons: 1
Coding region: 1-456 (151 amino acids)
Source: RefSeq, a predicted model, not a curated record